Messenger RNA from Acanthopagrus latus (yellowfin seabream), 4431 nucleotides. RefSeq names its product serine/threonine-protein phosphatase 6 regulatory ankyrin repeat subunit A (gene ankrd28a). Gene Ontology annotation, cellular component: cytoplasm. The record is from RefSeq and is a predicted model, not a curated record. Gene Ontology annotation, molecular function: protein binding. The transcript is spliced from 29 exons. Bases 211 to 3390 code for a protein of 1059 amino acids. Lineage: Eukaryota; Metazoa; Chordata; Actinopteri; Spariformes; Sparidae.
CGUGCGGCUCCUCAAAGUUUCCCGGGCUGUCAUCUGUCCCGUGACGGUGCGGUGACUUUAUCCACGGCAGGAAGGAAGAGAGGGGGGAGCGGCACCGUUUGACUCCGCUCCGGAGAGCCUGUCCCCCGCCCCCCUCCACCCUCCACCCCGGUUCAUUUACAGUAACUCCCGGGCGAGUUUGUGGCUGCUGCUCAGUGCUACACGGGGAAUAUGGCCGUGUUGAAGAUACAAGACCAGCCGUCUCUUUUAAGAGCCAUCUUCAACGUGGACCCAGAUGAAGUUCGCUCUCUCAUAUUCAAGAAAGAGGAUGUCAACAUUCAGGACAAUGAGAAGCGGACACCGCUACACGCUGCAGCCUAUCUGGGAGACGCUGAGAUCAUCGAACUGCUCAUCCUCUCAGGAGCCAGAGUUAAUGCCAAAGACAACAAGUGGUUGACUCCUCUUCAUCGAGCUGUCGCCUCCUGUAGUGAGGAUGCAGUGGCAGUGCUGCUGAAGCACAGCGCCGAUGUCAACGCCAGGGACAAGAAUUGGCAGACUCCGCUCCACGUUGCGGCUAGCAACAAGGCGGUACGCUGUGCCGAGGCUUUGGUCCCACUGCUCAGCAAUGUCAACGUGUCUGACCGGGCAGGACGCACAGCCCUGCACCAUGCUGCCUUCAGUGGACAUGUUGAGAUGGUGAAGUUGCUGCUGUCCAGAGGAGCCAACAUUAAUGCAUUUGACAAGAAGGACAGGAGAGCCAUCCACUGGGGAGCUUACAUGGGUCACCUAGAGGUGGUAAAGUUACUAGUGGCCAGUGGAGCAGAAGUUGAUUGUAAGGACAAGAAAGCCUACACCCCGCUUCAUGCAGCUGCCUCCAGUGGCAUGAGCAGCACAGUGCACUACCUGCUGAGCCUCGGGGUCCACGUCAAUGAGGUGAACGCCUAUGGCAACACUCCUCUCCACUUGGCCUGCUACAACGGACAGGAUGUGGUUGUCAGUGAGCUCAUUGAGGCAGGGGCAAAUGUCAACCAGGUGAACGAGAGGGGUUUUUCUGCCCUGCACUUUGCUUCCUCCUCACGUCAGGGGGCGCUGUGCCAGGAGCUGCUGUUAGCCCACGGAGCUCACAUCAACAUGCAGAGUAAGGACAGUAAGACUCCCCUCCACAUGGCAGCUACUCAUGGAAGGUUCUCCUGCUCGCAGGCCCUCAUUCAAAAUGGAGCUGAGAUUGAUUGUGAGGACAAGAGCAGAAAUACUGCCCUUCACAUCGCUGCUCGUUGUGGCCAUGAACUCAUCAUCACAGCACUCAUCAAACACGGAGCCAACACCGCCAAGAGAGGAAUUCACGGGAUGUUCCCCCUACACCUGGCAGCUCUCAGCGGCUUCUCAGAUUGCUGCAGGAAGCUGCUGUCCUCAGGGUUUGACAUAGACACCCCUGAUGACUUUGGAAGGACCUGUCUUCAUGCUGCUGCAGCUGGAGGGAACUUGGAGUGUCUGAACUUGCUGUUAAACAUCGGAGCAGACUUCAACAGGAAAGACAACUUUGGCAGGACUCCACUACACUAUGCAUCAGCCAACUGUAACUACCAGUGUGUGUUUGCUCUGGUGGGCUCUGGAGCGAGCAUCAAUGAGCUGGACCAGAGAGGCUGCAGCUCUCUGCACUACGCUGCUGCAGCGGAUACUGAUGGGAAGUGUGUGGAGUACCUGUUGAGGAACGAUGCUGAUCCAGCAGUGAGAGACAAGCAAGGUUACAGUGCAGUGCACUAUGCUUCAGCUUACGGACGCACACUCUGCCUGGAACUGAUGGCAAGUGAGACGCCUCUUGAUGUGUUGAUGGAGACAUCGGCAACAGACACGCUGAGUGACUCUGAGAGCCAGGCCCCCGUCAGUCCACUCCACCUCGCGGCUUACCACGGACACUGUGGAGCUCUAGAGGUUCUCCUGUCGUCCCUGCUGGACGUGGACGUUUGCAGCCCAGAGGGCAGGACCCCCCUCAGCCUGGCCUGCUCCAGGGGUCAUCAGGAGUGUGUCUCCCUGCUGCUGCACCAUGGUUCCUCCCCCAUGACCCGGGACUACACACACAAAAAGACAGCCAUACAUGCUGCAGCUAUGAAUGGCCACCCAGAGUGCCUGCGCCUGCUCAUGAGCAACAACAACCAACACAUUAAUGUAGAUGCACAAGACAUCAGUGGACAGACUCCGCUGAUGUUGGCGGUGCUGAACGGACACACAGAGUGUGUGUACUCUCUCCUCGGCCAAGGAGCCAGUGUAGAGAAUCAGGACCGCUGGGGCAGGACGGCUCUACAUCGAGGGGCGGUGACAGGGCAGGAGGAGUGUGUGGAGGCCCUCCUCCAGCGGGGGGCCAGUGUGUGUGUCAGAGACAUCCGGGGCCGCUCCCCUCUACAUCUAGCAUCUGCCUGCGGUCGUAUGGGCGCCCUGGGUGCUCUGCUGCAGGCCGCCACCACCACUUCACAUGCUCAAACACACCUCACUGACAACCAGGGCUACACACCACUGCACUGGGCCUGCUACAAUGGAUAUGAUGCAUGUGUGGAGGUGUUGUUGGACCAGGAGGUGUUCAAGAAGAUUAAGGGCAACUCUUUCAGUCCACUGCACUGUGCUGUUAUGAACGAUAACGAGGGAGUGGCUGAGAUGUUAAUUGACUCUCUGGGCACAACCAUUGUCAACGCCACUGACUCCAAGGGCAGGACCCCCCUGCAUGCUGCAGCCUUUUCCGACCACGUGGAGUGCGUCUCCCUUCUGCUGAGCCACGGAGCCCAGGCCAACGUGGUCGACACACACUUGCGCAGGACACCACUGAUGAUGGCAGCUCUAAACGGACAGACCAAUACUGUGGAGGUGUUGGUGAGCAGUGCUAAAGCAGACUUGACACUACAGGACGCACACAGGAACACUGCGUUACAUCUGGCGUGCAGCAAGGCUCAUGAGACGAGUGCCUUGUUGAUUCUGGAGAAGACCAGCGACAGAAACCUCAUCAACUGCACCAAUGCUGCUCUCCAGACGCCUCUGCACGUAGCAGCAAGAAAGGGAUUGACAGUGGUUGUCCAGGAGCUGCUGGGGAAAGGAGCCAGUGUGUUAGCAGUGGACGAGAACGGUUACACUCCAGCUCUGUCCUGCGCUCCCAACCGAGAUGUGGCCGACUGCCUGGCGCUCAUCCUCAACUCCAUGAUGCCCACCUCCCCCAUGGUCACCAUAGCAGCUCUCCCUGCACUUUCUCUCACCCAGACUGUCAUCAACCACCACCCCACCAACAACCACAUCUCCAAAGGCGUGGCCUUUGACACCCCACCUCCUCUGAGGCCUGACCACGCCUCCUACUGCAGGCCAGAGCGCCCGCUGUCCUCCGUCUCUGGGGACGAUGAACUGAAUGACUCAGACUCAGAGACAUACUGACGACUUUCCUGCUAUUGGACAGAGCCCCACAAUACUGGCAGGCUAGCCAGCCACUCAGGAGCCUUAAUAGACCACUGACAAGGCAAGCAGAGAGGGAGAAAAUAGAGCCAGUGUGCUGAUUAUUUUUAGGUAAAGCUCUUUAAAUCUAAAAAUAACCCUUGCUGUAAACCAGAUGUUGGUUUCCUCAAGCUGCAUACUCAUGGGGUGGAGAUGAUGUUGUAGAAAACAGAAUAAGGUGAAUACACACUACAUUUCUCUCAGACAGUAUCACUGUAUGGUCAGUAACAUGGCCAGUGUCUUUUUAAAUAUAAAGUGAUGUUUCUCUUUUUAAAUUAAGCCUAUACUCUUUGCUGGUCCUUUCUGGAGUGGUUUUAAGCUUUUUCGCAGUUUUUCUUUCAAAUAUUAAUAGAAGAGCAUCAACUGGAGGAAAGCUCAGAGGAUUGUUUUUCUUUUUCUAGCAGGAUUGUCUCAAGUAGAAAUAGAGGGACAAUCUUAUGGGACCAGGACAUGAUUACUGAUGAUUACUGUUUUUCCUUCUGUACUCUUUAGUUUUUUUUCAGAGUUCUUCAACUUAUCAUGGAAGACACUGACGGCUGUCAGAUUGGUAAUGCUUUGUCCUCGAACCACUUUUCCUAGGAGAGGAAGUCAUUAUUGAAUCCUAUGAAUUUAUUCUGAGUGGAAACUGAAUCCUUGGGAGCUGAUUGUGACAGCAGGAGGAUGUAAGAACCAUUUACUGUAUGUUUGGUCCACAGCUGAGAUGACUGACAAUAGCCGAACGAGCAACCUGAGGAACUUUAAACUUGAGAAGCUGUAAUUACUCAAUGUCUAUGUACUGUACUGGAGACGAGGGAAAGUGGCAGACACUGUGUGUGUGUGUGUGUGUGUGUGUGUGUGUGUGUGUGAGGGGAAAAAUAAAUAAAUAAAUAAAUGAAAAAUGCCUUUUUAGGAACAAAAAACUUUCAGGCAGAGGAUGAACGCUACAUGGUGCAAUGUUUUUAAAGAUUAACUAAUGAAUGAAUAAAGAUAUUUGUUUUUGAUUUA